Messenger RNA from Physcomitrium patens, 1705 nucleotides. Lineage: Eukaryota; Viridiplantae; Streptophyta; Bryopsida; Funariales; Funariaceae. The record is from RefSeq and is a predicted model, not a curated record.
AUGUAUUUGCCGCGAUCUGGCGUCGACGUCUGGCAAGCUUAUGUCAACGAACUGAAUACACUCACAGAUUCUACAAGAUGGAGAGUACCAUCCACCAGGCCAGAGACAGAUAAUAUCCUACAAACGCCGUUACCUGCAAAAAAUCAAGCGUUGAAGUACGUUAAAGGCUCAUACAAAUCCCACUCCGGCACCACUUCUUCCAGUGUGAGCAGCUUAGAAGAUCACGGCUCUAAACCACAGGUUUCUGUUGACUCCCCUGCGCAGAACAGUCUUAUCUUCAUGGACCCGGCCAGCCAGCGCCACCGUUUGGGGCACCGCUCUGAUUCACAUGCAAGCGCAUCUUCGAGAAGAGGAGCAUCAUCGCACAGUCGUGAGGUUCAGCUUCAGGACGCUAACACAAUAACAGCUGCGUCCCAGCAUGAGCUUCGAGUAGUAGACGACGAUGUGAUCAAUUUCAAUUUCGAGGAAGAGGCUCAAUGGCAGAACCUUUACCAUCCGCCUCUUGACACCACCAACCUGAACCAGAUGAGCCAGCUGCCGUCUACCAGCUUUGAAGAUGUUAAUAUGUUCAACGCUCCGACCGUUCGAAAUGAGCCACAACUCCCCAGGCAGAGUACCACAAGCUCAAUCUCAGCGCAAUCACAAGGCGGACAGUUCAAGUCAUGGCAGCAUACGCGAAUCCUGGCGCCGAUGAUACAAACGGACCGCACCAAUCAGCAGCUUCUCCGUCGCUGUAUUGACUUGAUGAAAACUAUUCCUAAUUUACAGCAGGGGGCUGAAAGGGAACGAUCACCUGUGAUGAAUAACACGGACUCGCAGGAACGGCGAGUGACCUCGAGCUCCAGUCCUGAGGCUGGUCUGCCGGACAUUAGCAUCGCGCCAGACCCAUUUGACCAGGUUGCUCCAUCGAGAGGAGGGCACCGGCCUGCUCGUGGCGGUUCAAGGAUCGCAACCAUGGGUCCUAUCCAUGCUGGCCACGAUGAGGCAGCCAUGAACCACAUGAUGGCAGAGAGACGCCGCAGAGUGAAACAAAAGGAAAAUUUCUCCGCUUUGAGGAAAUUGGUGCCCAUCAUUUCCAAGGCAGACAAAGCUUCCAUACUUGGGGAUGCCAUUGUCUACCUCAAGGACUUGCAGAGACAAAUUGAAGAAUUGAAAGAAAGCACGGCUGAGACUGAGAGAAGGUAUGAGGAUUUGAAGAUAUCUUACCAAAGCUUGGAGCAACGCAACAAGGAGCUGGAAUUACUUGCAGGGGGCGCCAACAUGCGGCCGGCAAGGUUACAUUCCAUGCAAUCCUUUUGAAUCACAUAAUUCUUUAAUCCGCUUGUACAUCCUAUUUCCACAGCAAUAUUGAUUUUGCGUCUGGAUAUUGAAUGACUCCAAAUUAGUAAGUGGGUCGGUAAAGUAGCAUUGGAAGUCCCGGGGAUAACCUUUCCUUGAAGUCCGCCUUCGAGGAGUUUACCUGUAGAGACGGUUAGGACAAGAGAAGUUAAGUUUGCCAGAGUAUGACAUGAGAGAAAAUAGAUAGAAUUUACCUUGAGAGUAAUGUGUGCAGGUGGCAAAUUUGCAAUCAAUUUUGUACAGACUUCAGGUCAACUAGUUACUUUUAAUUUAGCCUGAAAGUUGAGAUCCUCUCCCCAUUCUGUGAAACUGUUUUUCUACAUACUGUACUAGUAAUGUAUGAAGUUGCUGAACAUUACUAAUGUCA